UUAAAACAGACACGUCGCGUUGCACAGUACCGUGGAUACGUAUUGUUUCUAAUCGAAACGAUCGAUUUGGAAAACGCAUUUCGACUUGUCAGCGGGUUCUGGAACAACGCGAAACCGGAAGUGUAUUAAAUUCGAACGUGUUCAAUUGCAGUGACCACUGUUGUUGUAAAAACCUUGUGAAAACCUUUGCGCGGAGAAACAGCGUCGUCGUCGUAUCGCAUUCAGAUAGACCAAUUUUUGAAUCUUCAAGAAUGAAUACAUCAACGAACAAAAUGAAUAAAGGCAAACAAACAAAAAAAACUCAGACUGGAAGCCAAGUUAAAAUACCAUCGGAAAUUAUAAAAACUGAAAAUGCAGUUAAAAAAACAACAAAUGUAAAACAAGAAACUUGCACCGAGAUACCUGAAAAUGGGAGCCAAUUUUCGAAUGAAAAUGUACCCAAUGAGCAUAAGAUUAGCGAUAACAAUAAAAAACUCAUAAGUUAUGCAAACGUGUGCAAAGCAAUUAAAUCGAAAGUUGAUACAAGCAAAAAUGAACCUACUUUAGAAGAUAGAAUUUGUUAUUUGAAAGAAAUCGAUGAAAAUCUUUUCAACCUGCCCGGAGACAUUCCUGUCGCCCAUUGUGUCGCCGAAGACUUGCGGAUGAGAGCUGGAAUCGCAUUGGAAUUCAAACAACAUUUUGGUGGUAUUGGACAAUUGUUUGAUCAAAAUCUGACUAUAGGCGAUGUUGGUGUGAUUGUUAACGACCGUAAUGAGAUUGCUUUUUACAUGAUAACGAAAAAAUCUAGUGGCGGAAAACCAACAAUGCAAAUGUUAUCAGUAGCCCUAAGGUCUCUAUUGGUAAAAAUGAAAGAGAUGAAUUUAACCAAGUUGGGGAUUCCAAAAAUCGGUUGCGGAUUGGACGGUCUAGAUUGGACGAUGGUUAAAGAGCUUAUUGCAAGUAUCUUCGCUGGAUCCCGGAUAUCUAUAACAGUUUGCAUCCCAUCUAAAAUAUUCAAUCACAUACCGCCGCCACUGUUGAAAUCAUUUAUUACACCAAAAGAUUUGUUGAAAACGGAAGGUAAGAGCGAUAUCUUGCUGUUCGUCGAUCUGGAACAGUCAAAAAAGAGUAAUUGGACGAACGAUAUGGUGGAUAGAAUAAAUGCUCAAUAUCCAUCGUUCAAAGAAAAUUUAUUGAGAGAUAUCGGAAGUAACCUGUUGUAUCCCGGUGAUGUAACCUCAUAUUUGAUAAAGAAAGAAAGAAUCAAUUGCUUGUUUACUAGUCAAACGGCAUAUUAUACUUCACUGGAAAAAGGCUUUAUCAACAUUAAAAAAAGCAUCCGAAGUUAUAGGACUUUUGCAUUCCAGAGUGGACCCAUAAAACCUACCGAAAACUUUAAGUUCAUAUCACGAAUGCUGUCAAUAUUACGUUCAGUUAUUUAUAGUUCGGAAUUAUGGUUAUGCGGUGAUACGGAUCAAACAAAAGACAAAGAAGUAUAUGAAAAUUACUGUAGGAAUAUAAUUAAUGAAGCUAGGCUUGCAUAUCGACCAACAACGAACAGCAAUAGACCAAAAGUUGGUGGUCCAAAACAGUUUAAUGCGUUAAACAAUCAAAGGUGGAAUAAUACUCCUACCAAAAAGAAUAAGCAUAGAAAAUAUAUGUAG
Messenger RNA from Sipha flava (yellow sugarcane aphid), 1643 nucleotides. RefSeq lists its product as uncharacterized. The record is from RefSeq and is a predicted model, not a curated record. The transcript has 8 exons. Gene Ontology annotation, biological process: peptidyl-glutamate ADP-deribosylation. The coding region runs from base 252 to 1643 and encodes 463 amino acids. Lineage: Eukaryota; Metazoa; Arthropoda; Insecta; Hemiptera; Aphididae.